AGCAGCCGAAAAGGCUGCACGUCUUAGCGGAGAGUCGGCUUCCGCACACGCGAAGAAGCGAAACCUCCAGGAGGCCAUAGCCACACUCGACGAGGACAACAUUCGCCUGCGUAAGAAGCUCGACUUGGUAAAGUACCAGAGCGACAAGCAAGAAAAAAGGUUGACACUCCUCCUGCAGGAAUACGAAGAGAUGAUGAAUGGAAAGCCCGGAAAGUCAGCAGCCGCCAAAUUACCCUCGAGUUACCCAAUAAAAAAGGUUCAUCCUCGAACAAAGCACGGCUUUUCGAAUUCACUCACGCUUCGAUAGUAGCUCACCCAAACUUUCUUUUUUAGCGUACCUUCAUACGCUUACACUAUAAUAUGCACACAUAAAUAUUAGCAUACACGUAUGUACACACGCUAUACGUAAUCAUUAUAUUAUGGCCAUCCGCAUCUCAGAAAAUCAUCAGACUGGAAAAUCAGCUGCACCGGGUGAGCGUAAUGCAGAUGGAGGCGGACACGGUGCGCAAAAAGUACCGGGCCGUCAGGUCCAGUUUGAAGGCGGACGCCUCCUUCUUCGCCUCCUGUCUCAACGGCCUCGAGGAGAGCAUCCACGAGCAGGAGAACGAGAUUAACCGACUGCAGAAAGUCAAGGCGGAGGCGAUCGAGCUUAGGGACACCACGAAGGAGACUCUGACCAAGCAGGAGAUACAGGCGAUGCACACGAGCAAAGAGCGCGAAACUGUCAUACAGGAGUAUAGAAAACGAGUGGAAGAUCGAAAAAUGGAGCUCGAGCGCCUGGAGCGCAUGAUGUUCCCGUCAACGAAACCGAUGCCCCGAGGCGACGACUUCGAGACGACGACGAGUCGAAGCAAAUGGCAGAUAGCCGACAAGGACGUGCCACAGGCGGAGGUCGACCGACUCGAGGAGGUGUUCGUGAAGCUGCGCAACGCUACCGGAGUCUCCAGGACCGAAGACGUGCUCAACAGGUUCCUGGCGCAACGGGCCACCAAGGAGAAGCUCAAGAAGAUGCAGACGGCCACAGAGGAGGAGAAGAUGCUCUUGGAGAAGAAGAGGCAGCAGCUCACCGCCGAGAUCGAGAUGCAGAAGUUCUCGGAGACUAAGGACGCCGAUCAGUGAGUUAUCGGUUGUACUAGUCCUGUCUGCUAUAACGAAAGCGUAAAGUUAAAAAUCGGUUGCGGUGCAUGCAAUGCACUCGUGAGGUACGUAGAUAGCAAAAACGCGCUGAAGAGCGCUGAUGCGUCGUACGUGCACGAGGAGGAAGAAGCUUCUGAAAAAUAAAAGACACGUUUUAUUGUGCUUCGUGACGCCGUUUUCUAGAACAUUCGAAUUGUACGAUAUUUCAUGGACGUAUGGCAUAAUCAACGGAAAAAAUCGUCCAAGAAUGGCAUGCUCUUAUUUUGAAAAAUUCAUCUAUAACCCUAAAAAUACGUCUAGAAAACGCAGGUUCGUCAAGGGUUUAAUCUGUGAUACAGAAACGCAGAGAAGCUUGAAAAGCUGAACAAGCAGAUCGAGGAGCAGCAACAGAGGCAGGCCGACGCGGCGGAGAAGCUUAACGAGUUUCACGAAUU
Nasonia vitripennis (jewel wasp) is the source of this 1571-nucleotide messenger RNA. Its product is annotated as coiled-coil domain-containing protein 151. Gene Ontology annotation, biological process: cilium movement; outer dynein arm assembly. Bases 481 to 1119 code for a protein of 212 amino acids. NCBI's taxonomy places the organism in Eukaryota, Metazoa, Arthropoda, Insecta, Hymenoptera, Pteromalidae. The transcript is spliced from 4 exons. The record is from RefSeq and is a predicted model, not a curated record. Gene Ontology annotation, cellular component: cilium.